GGUCAAUAGAUUAUUGCAUUGCUCUAAAGGAGCCAUGUUUUAGGGCGUAAAAGAAAACUUUUAAACAUGGCUUCGGGGUUUGCUCAGCACUAUGUGGAAUGUACAACAUGCGAUAGCAAUGCUGAGUACCAUUGCAACACAUGUCAAUUUGACUUGUGUCAGGCCUGCAAAGAAACCCAUCAGCGAAAGAAGAAAACGGAAAACCAUGAGGUCGUUCUGUAUAAAGAAAGAGAAGAAAAAGUACAAGAAAGGUGCUGCACGCACAGCGACAAAAUAUAUGACGCCUGCUGCAAAGAAUGCGAAAUACCUGUAUGUAUAAAAUGUAUAAUGGAAAGCCAUUCAUGUCACGCCAUUGUGGAAAUCGAAGUCAUGUUCAAUGAGAAACUUGAAAUGUUUACCAAACAAAUACAAGAGUUGAAAGAAAAAAUAAUUCCACAGUGCGAAGAUAUUCAAAAGAAUAUAAGCCAAAAAAUGGAAAACUGCAGAAAAUCACUUUCACAAAUUCGAUCAGAUUUGUUAGCUACCGCUCAAUCCAUCAAAGACCUGGUGGACCUGAUACUUAAAGAGAAAACAGAAAAUUUAAGUAAAAUUGAAGACAGUCUUAUGAAGGAAUUGCAAUCCAUGAAAAAGAGAUGAAGACAUACACCGACG
Molecule: messenger RNA, 651 nt
Organism: Saccostrea cuccullata (small rock oyster)
Lineage: Eukaryota; Metazoa; Mollusca; Bivalvia; Ostreida; Ostreidae
Product: RING finger protein 207-like
Exons: 2
Coding region: 67-636 (189 amino acids)
Molecular function (GO): zinc ion binding
Source: RefSeq, a predicted model, not a curated record